GAUGUCAAAUAGGCGUCUAUCAGGGAUGUCUUCAGUAGCUGUAGUUAACAAUUACAACUCUUGCACAGGAAGACGGGAGAGGAAGUGUACGGCCUGACGGUUCCGCUCGUCACCACCUCGAUGGGCGAUAAACUGGGGAAGACGGCUGGCAACGCUGUGUGGCUGAACAGAGACAAAACCUCCCCCUUUGAAUUCUACCAGUACUUCCUCCGCUUGCCAGAUAACAGUGUGGAGCGCUACCUGAAGCUCUUCACCUUCCUGUCUCUGGCUGAGGUGGAGAAGGUGAUGGAGCAGCAGAAGCAGGAUCCGGGCAAACGCAUCGCCCACAAACGCCUGGCCGCUGAAGUCACCAAGCUGGUCCACGGGAAAGAGGGCUUAGAAAGCGCCAAAAGGUGCACCAAUGCUCUGUACCACGGUAAUAUUCAGGCUCUGGAGCAGAUGAGUGACACUGAACUCCAGGAGCUUUUCCAAGAGGCUCCGUAUCAGAUGAUCAAGGACGGUGGCGUUCGGAUCAACCACCAGAGGGCAGCAAACCCCGAGCAAGUUCUGGUUCUGGGUCAACACAUCCUCUCUAAUGGACUCAGCCUGAUCAGAUUUGGCUUCUGA
Sinocyclocheilus anshuiensis is the source of this 606-nucleotide messenger RNA. RefSeq names its product tyrosine--tRNA ligase, mitochondrial-like. Gene Ontology annotation, biological process: tRNA aminoacylation for protein translation. Bases 121 to 606 code for a protein of 161 amino acids. The transcript has 5 exons. Gene Ontology annotation, cellular component: mitochondrion; cytosol. NCBI's taxonomy places the organism in Eukaryota, Metazoa, Chordata, Actinopteri, Cypriniformes, Cyprinidae. Gene Ontology annotation, molecular function: tyrosine-tRNA ligase activity; ATP binding. The record is from RefSeq and is a predicted model, not a curated record.